GCCCCCACUCAGGCUCACUCAGCCUGCUCUACUCAGACCUCUGUCUCUCUCUCUCUCUCACACACACACACACACACACACACACCGCUCUGAUACACAUCAUGCGUACCUGUGCGGAGCUGUUCUACCACCCAAAGCUGGAUUUUACUGACGCAUCUGGCUGAUUCCGACACAGACAGCACCCUGAAAGGAUAUUCCGACCUGCUGAGAUUAGAUUUCUUUUUUUUUUUUUUUUUUUUGUGUGUGUGUGUGUUUGUGUUGUUUCACUGAACGGUGAAAGCUGAGCGCCGCGGCAAAGAGUUUAGAAGAGGAGGCCGUGCCAUGAGAGUUGACUUCUGAGUCGGAGCCAAGAAGCCCAACAGUCCUUUGUAUUUGUGUCCUGUGUGAAUUGGAGCCACUGUCCAACCAUGAGGAGCAGCUCUCAUGUCCUGCCUCUUGGUGUGCUCGCGGCUCUGCUGCUGUCUCAGGUCUGCUCCGGCAUCAAAUGGCUAUCACUGUCACACGCUCCUGCAUCUUUACACAUCAACCACACCCAGCACUGUAAGCAGCUGCCUGGCAUGGUGUCCUCCCAAGCUCAGCUGUGCCGCAGCAACCUGGAGCUCAUGCAAACCAUAAUCCAAGCUGCCCGCGAGGUCAAGAAAACGUGUCAGAAGACCUUUGCUGAUAUGCGUUGGAACUGCUCCUCCAUUGACAUCCCCAUUGACGCCCCCAAGUAUCGGCCAGACCUCGACCGAGGAACAAGAGAGGCGGCGUUUGUCUAUGCCUUGUCCGCAGCAACCAUCAGCCACACCAUAGCACGGGCGUGCACUUCUGGAGAUUUGCGGCUGUGCUCGUGUGGUCCUAUUCCUGCAGAGAUCCCAGAGCCGGGCUACCGCUGGGGCGGCUGCGCUGACAACCUGCACUAUGGUUUGAUCAUGGGCUCCAAGUUCUCUGAUGCUCCCAUGAAGAUGAAGCGCGCAGGCUCCCAUGCCAACAAACUGAUGCACCUACACAACAGUGAAGUCGGGAGACAAGUAUUGAGAGAGGCGCUGGUGAUGAAGUGUAAAUGUCAUGGUGUGUCCGGCUCCUGCUCCAUAAGGACCUGCUGGAGAGGCCUGCAAGACCUGAGGGAGAUCGCCAUGGACCUGAAGACCAAGUACCUGUCAGCCACCAAAGUGGUUCACCGGCCCACGGGGACACGCAAACAGCUGGUACCCAAAGACAUCGACAUCAGGCCGGUGAGGGAGAACGAGCUGGUCUACCUGCAGAGCUCCCCGGACUUCUGUACCAAGAAUGAAAAACAGGGCUCUGUUGGCACACAGGACAGGCAGUGCAACAAAACCUCUGUCGGCAGUGACAGCUGUGAUCUGAUGUGCUGCGGCCGUGGCUACAACCCGUACACAGAGAAGCUGGUGGAGCGCUGCCACUGCAAGUACCACUGGUGCUGCUACGUAACCUGCAAGAAGUGUGAGCGGAUCGUGGAGAGAUACGUUUGCAAAUGAGUCUGUGCCACUGCCGGCCCCACCAGCAGUCCUCUAUUUGUACCCAGCCACCCGAGGCUACAGAUUAACCAAAGCACUACAAUACCAAGAAGGCUUAAUUUUGUCUUAAGCUUUAGCAUGUGUAUCUCGACGAGAUAUGGUCUAUUCUGUGUGUAUGAUUUUUGUAUCGAAUCUCCAAACUGCCAAUUGGGCUUCUAAGCUUUUUCGCUUCACAAACCUGGACGUGGAGAGUGUGGCGACAGUGUCGGUUUACGUGAAGACCGCCGUCCUCCUGGGUAUUUCCUUUUUCUUGUUCAUGAUUAUAAAUUCCCCUAACAGGGAUAUUGAAAGUCUAUUUUAUUAUAUCUCUAAUAAAAAGAAAUAAUAUUGGAUUUUAUGCUGGAGGUGAGGCAUUGUCUUUUCCCCCCCACUAGACAGACUUGUGUUUGGCUUCAUUCCACGGAAAUCAAACAGUUCUGAUGGAUCCAUGUGGUACUUUUUUAGGUACUAUUAAAACUUUUUUUCCUGUGCAGCGAUGGACAAUAGCGGAAAAAGGAACACAAAGGGAACUUCAAGUACUUUUCAAUCAUGGAACAUUUUUGUGGUUGACGUUUUGGACUCUCACCAUGUGUCCUGUGUGGAUCUUGACAUGACUGCAUCCCUGUGGAUUGAGAGAGGAGCAUUAAGGACUUAAGCAUUAUCUCCUUUAUGUUUGACAUGCAGUUCAAAAUAUAUUCUAUUUUUCAGAGCAUAUGAGCUGAACUCAUGGAUUUUGUAAACCACUUUUGUGUGGAUGUACAUACUCUUAUUUUGUAUACUGAAAUAAAGAAAAAAGUAUUUAUAAAAUAAUUAAAUGAUCUUCACCAUCAUCUUUA
Messenger RNA from Siniperca chuatsi (mandarin fish), 2335 nucleotides. RefSeq names its product wingless-type MMTV integration site family, member 11 (gene wnt11). Gene Ontology annotation, biological process: canonical Wnt signaling pathway; cell fate commitment; neuron differentiation. Gene Ontology annotation, molecular function: cytokine activity; frizzled binding. Gene Ontology annotation, cellular component: extracellular region. NCBI's taxonomy places the organism in Eukaryota, Metazoa, Chordata, Actinopteri, Centrarchiformes, Sinipercidae. The coding region runs from base 408 to 1481 and encodes 357 amino acids. The transcript has 6 exons. The record is from RefSeq and is a predicted model, not a curated record.